This is a messenger RNA of Gymnodraco acuticeps, 5936 nucleotides long. It is a transcript of the gene tpbg1b, whose product is annotated as trophoblast glycoprotein a. Gene Ontology annotation, biological process: negative regulation of canonical Wnt signaling pathway. The transcript is spliced from 2 exons. NCBI's taxonomy places the organism in Eukaryota, Metazoa, Chordata, Actinopteri, Perciformes, Bathydraconidae. The record is from RefSeq and is a predicted model, not a curated record. Bases 2923 to 4026 code for a protein of 367 amino acids. Gene Ontology annotation, cellular component: plasma membrane. Gene Ontology annotation, molecular function: protein binding.
UUUUUUUCACCAACAAUACAUUUGGAAACUACAAUGAAUUGGGAGAAGAUGUUUAAAGAUGAUGAGUUUAAGGGAACUUGUUUUCCUUCAUGCAUUGCAUUCACAUACUCCUCUUAUGGUGCAGGUUCUCUGUCAUUCAAUUGUUUUUAAAAAACACAUUGAUAGCCAUUUCUAAAAUGUCCCUUGUCAAUAACUUAUGUUUUAUUAUUCUGACACCACAUGAAUACCAAAAGUGCCCUAUCAAAGUUAACAAAUGUACAUAACGGUUUCUUUCGUGCAUUACGCUGCAGCCUUCCACCAAGUAUCAUGACAUUUGGGCCAGUUGUGUUUCCUGCUGACGUACAACAACACAAUGGAGCUGAAAACACAAUGUUUUCAGAAGUAUUUUACACAAUUCACCCUGAAAUGACUCUCCUAAACAAAACAGAAGAUACCGGAAAGUAAAGCUUAUUAGGUAAUGAAGCUCAUUCGGGAAUAGAAAGAGAAACAAACCUCUUGUCUGUCCACACAAAUCUCCCAUUCGUUUAACUUUGACAGAGAGUAACUCGUGUUCAACAAUAUUAUUUGAACUUUCCUAAACCAUGGAAAUAACAUAUUGGAAUAUCUUUAAUAAGGUGGUGUUCCCCUUUAAAAUCAUGCAACUAUAGAGGAGCAUAUCACAUUUUAUUGUAAAAAUAACUAAAGUAUUUAUAUUGAAAAUGAUCAGGCUACUUGAGCAGAGAGAUAUUGUGGCAGUGAGAAAUGUGAAAGACCCUCGGUCUCUAUAAUUGCGCUAAAUGUUGGAAAACGGGAGACAAGCUGCCCUUAAAUGACUUGUUUUCUUUAAUAAUAACACGUCAUUUAUUACAUUUUGAGCUAUGAAAGGCAUUGGUUGAAUGAAUGGCCCUUUUGAGUUCAGUUCAUCAAACUCAGCAUUGUGAUUUCUACUGCUUUUUACCUAUAACACAUAUCAUUUAGGACGAGAAAUAGAAGUUGUGACGACUAAUAGUGCGUCCUUAUGAGUGCAUGUGCAGGAGUGCAAUAUCAAGUAGAGAUGGAUUGAAGGGUUUUAAAUGUCACCUGCUGUGGUGCCUUGUCGUAUCCAAGAGCCAGGUCCAGGAAUGUGGAGACCUCGGUCCUUUCAGACUCUCUCCGCUGACAAAAGACAGUCGGGGAUGCUUUUAUAAGUGCCGCUUUCCAUAUAUACCCGUCUGAAAUAUAAGAUAACAACCUCUUGUUUCGCUAAUGUCAUGCUGCUGAUCUUAUUGGCUCACGACAAAUUUCCUGUGUGUGUUUUUGACUUCCAGACAAAUCUCUAUUAUUGUAGAAAAUGUGUGCUAUUUCUUUUCCUUUAUUUAUUUAUGAUAACUGUUGGAUGAUGUGAGGAUUUCAGGACACUCUGAGUCCAUGAAAGGCAAAUCCAUCCCCCCACCCCCACCGUCUUCCUGGAGUUUCUAUAAAUAACUCCCGAGUGAUUCCUGUAAUAAUCAUUAUAAGCUGUCAGAAUAAACAUUAAGGAAAGGAAGCAGCCACAGAUCUGAUGCUGAUAUCAAAGCUCCUCUGAGGGGCCAUCAUCCUGCAGAGUAUCACGGUAUUCAAGGUAGGGGAUCAAAGGGGGUUUAUAGUCUGGACCCCCAAACACCCCUCCCCCACGUUUACCAUCCCACCUGGGGAGCUGGGAAUGACCCCGGACUGCACAUUCCUCAACUGGUAAAAUGUGUUAUUGUAGGAAUUCUCAUAAAAACCUCUUUAAAACAAAAUUAGAGCUAUAAAAUAAGACUAGGAUUCCAAUCAUACAAAAAUAACCAUCAGUUGUGUUGUACUGUACUCGGGUAUUCCCAUUUUCUGUUGUAUUUCUUUAACUGCAAUACAGUUAUUAAUGAAAAUGAAUGCAUUACUUUUACAGUAUGUCUACACGGCAGUAUUGCCACUAAAGUAAAAUAUCUUAAUACUCAUUUGUUUAUCAUAGAAAACAUUUUCUUGCAACAUCCUGCUUUUUUUUGUUCAUAAAAAAUUGGGCAGUUUUGAUGAACUGAUGAAAUUCUCAUAAAGAAAUCCAAUAAAGUAAAACAAGUAUACCUGAUAAUAAACCAAAUAGGGAACAUGGGCCUUGUCACAAAUACUUAAAUGCAGUACUUAUAUCAGUUUUAAGGUAUUUUAUUUCAGUAUUCCCAAUUUGUGCAACUGUAUACUUGUACUCCACUGAGAUAUUGUUUUCGCUGGAGCAAAAGGUUAAGAAAAUAAUUGUAUAAUCAGCCAAUUAUUUGUAUUGAGCUUCUCUGCAAAAUGAGUACUUUCACUUUUGGUACUUUAAGAAUAUUCCUAUGCUAAAGUUAAGUACUUUUAUUUAAGUAACAUUUUGAGUAUUUCCCACACUGUGGUAUUGUUACUUUUUAAUACCAGAGUACUUCUUCUAAUUCUGCACAUUUACUAUAGAAACUUCUUGCAGGAUUCUGCAUGUUUUUGUCCUGCAACAACUCAAUCAGAUGUCCUGUCCCUGUCUUCAGGUAGGAGCUGCAGUAUUGUCCAGCGCCACAUGGUUGUAUUUGAGUGUAAACAUGGAGAGAAAGAGAGAGGGGGGCUCGGCCACUUUCUCCUCCUCUCUCCAGCCAGAGGAAACAUCUCGUGGCUCCGGCAGGAGAGAAGCCCCUCCCCACAUAUCAUCGCACCAGGCGAGGGUCCUUUUAACUUCAUUGUUGGAGAAGAAGCGACGCCCCGCUUCGCCCCGGCACAGGAUCAAACACCCUCAGAUCAGCACGACCCCCAGCUCUGUUCUCAUGGAAAUCAGACCCUGCCUCCCGGCCACACUUUCUGCAGAGAUGCAAAGUUGAGGCGCAUUCCCAGCCGGGACAACAUUUGAUUAUGACGUCUUGGAGGAGCUGAUCGUUUCAUUUAACCAUUUGUGUUUCUCUUUUGCACCGCUCACUUUCCCUCCUCUCCAACAUGCGGGAUCUGGCGCAGCGCCUUGUUUUCUGCGCGCUGCUCGGCUCUCUUUACGCUUCGUGUCCCCCGCGCUGCGAGUGCUCCGAGGCGGCACACACCGUGAAGUGCGUCUCCAGAGAGCUGCGGGCUGUACCGGCCGGGAUCCCCGGUUACACCCGGAAUCUGUUCAUCACCGGGAACCAUAUCGGCCGUAUCGGCCCGGAGUGUUUCAAAGGGCUGGACAAUGUGACGACCCUUUCUCUGAGCAACAACAGAAUAUCCGAGGUGGAUUCCAACACGUUUUCGGGGCUGCGCAGCCUCCGCUCUCUGGACCUGAGCAACAACCAGCUGGCGAUCAUCCACCCCGAAGCCUUCAUGGUGCAGAACCACUCCCUGCUGGAUCUGAACCUGAGCCGGGCCCUUUACAACCACUCCUCGGUGAUGGACCUGGCCACCUCUCUGCGCUGGAGCUCCCUGGGCGCCCUGAGGAGUCUGGACCUCUCCCACAACGGCCUCAUCUUCCUCCCCUCGCACAUCUUCUCCCACCUCACCAGCCUCCAGCGCCUAUUGCUCUCCAACAACUCCCUCGUAGCGAUCCACAACUCCUCAUUCACCGGUUUGGAGCGCCUGCAGGUGCUCGACUUGACGCUAAACUCCCUGAAGGCGGUGCCGGAGGAGGGCCUUCGAGAGCUGGACUCCCUGCCCAGAGCGGACCUCCUGCUGGGGGAAAACCCCUUCACAUGCACGUGUGGAAUCGAGUCUUUCGCCCUGUGGCUGAACAGAUCUCAGGGACGCAUUAGUGAUGCUGAGAGCCUCGUGUGUGCAUACCCAACGGGCAUGAGGAACACAUCCAUGCUCUCCGUGGUUACGUUAACUCUGGGGUGCCAUCAGAGCGGGGCAGGGGCUGACCUCGCUCUGCAGACCUCUUACGUCUUCUUGGGUAUAGUCCUGGGCUUCGUCGGUCUCAUUUUUCUUUUUGUACUUUACCUGAACCGCAAGGGCAUCAAGAAGCGCAUCAACGACCUGCGGGACGCCUGCAGGGAGGUGUGGGAGGGGUACCACUACCGCUUCGAGAUCGACUCCGACCCCCGGCUGUCGCAGGUCUGCACCAGCGCCGACAUAUAAAAAGGACGGUCACCUCUGUGGUGCAGUUUUUGGAUGAAACUGACUAUUUUUUCUAAUGCGUUUAUCAGUAGCGGAAUGUAAAAAGUGUACAGAUUUGUCUGUAAAUAUAUACAUAGUGUUGUUGAUACAGUAUGUCAGCCUUGUUGAAAGCAUGCACUGCCCAUAUUAUAAAACUAAUGUGCUCUUUUAAUACAGAAUGGGCCUCAUGCAGAAAGAGUUCUUUCAUAUUUUUCCCUAAUGUGUGAACUCCAGAUGCCCCAGGCGUUCCUAACCUUUGUCUUAUAAAGUUGUGCUGAAAGAUAAAUCCCACUUGGUCCAACAUUGGUGGCUAAUUGUUCAUUUCAGCAAAGGUAACAUGCCCUAAGCAUUAAUGAGGUCAGGUGCUGUGCCGUGUGCAAAUACUCUGGCAUAUGCCUCAUAAGUCUUUCAGUUAAAUUCAGCAAAAGUGAAAUUGAGAUACCUUUAAAGGAACUUCAACACAUUAUACUGUGAUUCUCCAGAGUGUUGUACUGGGGUUUUAGGAACAUCCAAGAGCAUCUAAGAGCUGAACGCAUGCCAUGGUUAUCUGUUUAAAUGGUAUUAUGCCUGAUUCAUCAAAGUCUACUUGUAUUGGAAAAAUAUUUAUAGACUGUCAAAACAAAAUGCUUUUUAUCCUAACUUGGCAAAUAUGUUCUUGGCGGCCGCUUGUAAAAUGUUCUCUUAUCCAAGGAAAGAGCAACCAUUGUGGACACAAACAACAAUAAGAGGAAUAUUCUUCUCAUCUGGCUCUCUGCAUGAGACCUGUUUGAUUGUGCUUCAAAGGGACAUGAGUGUCGUACAGGGACUUCAGUGUUUGACAUUUCUUUGUAUUCAUGCCCGCACAAAAGCAAGAGCAAGUGCCUAAAGUCAGCUGAGUAUUGUUCCCUAACCCUCAAGGUGAUCUGAACUCUCUUUCAUUCAUUACUCUGUCACAUCUUAGCUUGUUAUAGCUGCAAUAAAACCCUGACACUACAAAAACAAACCUCUGGGAAUUGAAAGCACAGUCACUCAUUCAUCUUUGAACCAUUUCAAGCCCUUUGGUCCGUGCGUCCUUCAGCCCCCAGGGCGCCACGGAGGAAUUAAGCCUCCAAAGCUUUUCUAAAAUCACCUCUCUACUCCUCUGUGGGAUUCGGAAGGGGAGGGGAGGGGAGGGGGAGCCGAUUCAUUGCAGGCCAGCGGAAAUCUCCUAGCCCCCUCGUUUUUUUCCCUCUCUCUCUCUGAACCAUUGCUUUGUUUCAACUCCUUGAGUUUUAUUGUCAAAAUGAUGAGAACCAGUCCUGGGCUGAGGCCGCUGAAAGCAAUCUCCCCUCCCUCCUUAAAGACAACAGCCGCUCUGGAGACUCUUUGAAAGAAAAGUCUCCACGUUUUUCUGUUUAGUGACUUUUUUUUCUUCCAAUGAUAAGACACAGAUGAUUCUGAAACACCAGCUACAUUGUUUCAUUCAGCAGUUUGCUCAGAACAUACUUUUGGUUUCCACCAUCACCUUUUAUACAAUGGAAAAUGUACUUUUAGUGGAAGAGCAAUUCCUUAGAAUAACAAGAAUGUCAAUACAUGUAUUCUCAGUCGAAUCCUUAGCCUUACACUUUGCAUGCAUGUCUAAAUUUAAAUUAUAAUCUCGCAUUCUCUGUGGCCUUAUGAUGCUACAAAGUGAGACAAACACAGACGGAGAGCGGGGUUGGCAGGCGGCCAUUCCUCAAAGUGUUUAUUGCCCAAAUUGAGAGCUAUCUAUAGGUAUCUGCAACAGAGUAAACAGCCUCCCAUUAUUCAAAGCCAAAGUAGCAUCUUCAUCCUUUCAAGAUGUUCUGCAAACUCCUCUGAUAACCAUCCAGAAAUGUUUAUCACAUGGAGAUUUUCCUGCAUGUGUAAUGACAAAAUAAAGCUUAAGAAAGUCA